Messenger RNA from Mucor velutinosus, 1503 nucleotides. RefSeq names its product Ubiquitin-conjugating enzyme E2 15 (gene ubc15). The transcript has 3 exons. NCBI's taxonomy places the organism in Eukaryota, Fungi, Mucoromycota, Mucoromycetes, Mucorales, Mucoraceae. Gene Ontology annotation, molecular function: catalytic activity. The record is from RefSeq and is a predicted model, not a curated record. The coding region runs from base 1 to 1503 and encodes 500 amino acids.
AUGAGUAACAUAGCUACUAGUCAUACUCCCAAUAACAACCCAGUCCACUCCUUUCAAGUCUCUCUCUCCCUUUGGAAUGCCAAUGGUCUACGUCAAUCAACGGUACAUGAUGUUCUCCAUCAUGUUCAGAACACUCAUGUACUGCUUGUCACUGAAACCUGGCUAACCUCUGGUUCUUUCCCUACUAACUGGUCUCAAUUCCACCUCUAUGGCUCUAAAGUACCUGGUGCAUUUAACCGUGGUUCUGGUGGCAUUACUGCCUUUGUCUCUCCUUCCUGUCCUUUCUCUGUCUCUCAACUUCCAUCUUACAAUGCACACACUUUGUCCCUUAAGGUUGGCACCCUUACGGUUCAUUGUGUGUAUCUGCCUCCACCCUUAUCCUCGGAUAAGGUGCUCUCGCUUCUUCGCUCGUUACCCGUAACCAGUGAUACCAUCCUUUGUGGUGAUUUCAAUGCUCGCUUUGGAUCUCUACUGGGUGAUACUAAUGCUAAUCCUCGUGUCUUUAGCAUUGGUACACCCACAUUCACAACUUUUCGACGUCAACAAGAGGUUCAUAGCAUCAUUGAUCUGUUUCUUACAAACAUUGGCGAGGCUGCUCUGUUACAUCCUCAACUGGUGGUUGAAUCUGAUCUGUCUCUUGGCUCUGAUCAUCGGCUGAUGGUACUUACUUUCGAGUAUGUGCCCCCUCCCGAUGAUACUCUUGGUUCUGGUAGCUCUGGUGGUUUGGCCCCUAGACGGCAAUGGAAGCUCUCGAAAUUGAGGAAAAAGCGGCCUUUGGGCUUGCUUCGUGAAUCCUUUCGAACUUCUGUUGCUCCUUUGGUUGGUUCUCUCUCUGGUUUGGUGUCUGCUCCCCCUGGUGUUUGUCCAGAUAUUGAUGCAAUCAACGAUUCUUUGAAUCAAUGUUUGUAUGAAUCUCUGGAUAGCUCAAUUGGUGUGAAAUCUGGUCGUCCUGGCCACUGGAAAAAGUACUGGACACAGGAAAUUGAGGAUGCUGCUCGUGAAAGAGAUACUAUGCGUUUUCGUUCUCUUGUACAAGCUGCUAAGCGUCGAUCGUGGAAUCAGUUUUGCUCUGAUUUGGAAAAGGAUUUUUCGAAAGCUACUGCUGCAAUCAAGCGCAUUAAAAGAAACAAGGAAUGCUCUGCAACGUACAGUCAUCCAGACGGUCCAACUGCCUCUGUCAACACAAUGGCGUCCCAUCUUGCCUCUGUCUAUGAUGGCUCCCUGUUGAAUAAUGCGUCUCGCCUUGCUGCUCCGUCCAAUUUCUCUGAUUUGCCUUAUGAUGUGUCCACCGCUGAUUUGGGUCUAUUUGAUGCUGAUACACUUGUCUCCCUCAUUAAGCGUUUGCCAAAUGGGAAAGCUCCUGGUCCUGAUCAUUUGAAAGCUGAAAUGCUGAAGGCUCUAGCAUCUGACAUUGCACCCGUAUUGUCUCUGCUCUUUACACUCUGCUCUCAGUGGUCGUAUACACCAGCCCUAUGGCGACAUGCUCAAGUCUUUUCCAUUUAG